Molecule: messenger RNA, 861 nt
Organism: Cervus elaphus (red deer)
Lineage: Eukaryota; Metazoa; Chordata; Mammalia; Artiodactyla; Cervidae
Gene: TP53TG5
Product: TP53 target 5
Exons: 5
Coding region: 1-777 (258 amino acids)
Source: RefSeq, a predicted model, not a curated record
AUGUGCCACAGCUCCAGCAUGCGUCCAUCGACAAAGAAGAGGCCCAAGAAUAAGGUUUCCAAGAUGCAAGCUAAGGAACCACAGGACAAGAUACAUCAGCCUGUCAGCAAAGUAAUCGAGCGGAACCGACUUAAAAUGGUAUUAAAACACUUGUCGCUCUUGAAGCUGCUCAAAAGCUCGAACCCUCGGAUCCAAGAACUGUAUAACCUGGCCAGAAGGUGUUGGAAUUCACUGCUCAGGGUUCCAAAGAUCCUGGGGAUCUCCUCUGGGUACGACAAUGUCUGUGAUGAAGUGGAACAAAAUAACAAAGCGCUCCAGGAGGAGGCUGGGUGUUCCUACCAGAAACUGGACUCCAAGAACUUAAAGCCCACAGGAGAGCCUGAGGAGCCUGAGGAGCCUGAGGAACCUGAGGGGCCGAGGCCCAGGGCACAGGAAGCUAUGCCACAGAAAGAGGAGCAGAUGGAGCCUGAGGCCCCGAUGGCAUCGCAGGGUCACAGCCUGACCACCGGUCCCGGAGCCCAGACAGGGCAGCCACCCACUGGGGACCCCCGAGUCAUCUUCCUGAAGACCCCCCAGGGCAGAACUCCCACAGAGGGUGCCAAACAGCCGGAAAGAGCGAACCAGCGGGUCUGGUUUGAGGGGCUGCCCACACGAGUCCACCUCCCGGGGCCCCGGGUGAUGUGCAGAUCCUCCGCCUUGCGCUGGGUCAAGCGCUGCUGCACCCGCUUCUGCUCGGCAUCAUUGGAGCUGCCGAUGGUCCAUCUGUACAAGGUGUGACCUUGGACGGGAGCCCGGGAGCCCGAGGUGUGCGGGAGAUGGCACAAUCAUGGACCGGGAGGGAAGGGCGGGAGAAUUCGUGAG